Molecule: messenger RNA, 4414 nt
Organism: Carlito syrichta (Philippine tarsier)
Lineage: Eukaryota; Metazoa; Chordata; Mammalia; Primates; Tarsiidae
Gene: DIXDC1
Product: DIX domain containing 1
Exons: 21
Coding region: 215-2263 (682 amino acids)
Biological process (GO): canonical Wnt signaling pathway
Cellular component (GO): cytosol
Molecular function (GO): protein binding
Source: RefSeq, a predicted model, not a curated record
GGGGCGGGGUCAACGCUCGCAAUGGCUGGCUCCGGCCGCCUGGAGGUGGGCCUGCUCUGGGCCGGCCUCCGUAUCACCAUGGCAGCAGGAAUGCGGCCACCACGCCAGAGCGCUGGCAGGCAGAGCCCCGAAGGCCUGGAGACAGAGAUGCUGAAACCGACGGAUCGAUAAUUUGAGAGGUGGCCCUGAUUCGGCUCUUCUAGGGACUCUGAAGAUGGGGACCCAAGUGGUUAUGAGAUUCUGUAACUCCUUGCUGCCAGCAGAACCCUCUCAACAGCUGCAGGCGUAUGUGGCCUGGGUGAAUGCACAGUUGAAGAGGAGGCCAGCAGUGAAGCCUGUGCAGGACCUGCGACAGGAUCUCCGGGAUGGUGUGAUCCUGGCAUAUCUCAUCGAGAUUGUUGCAGGAGAGAAGCUGAAUGGGGUACAGCUGAGUCCCAGUAACCAACAGGAGAUGAAGAAUAAUGUGGAGAAAGUACUACAGUUUGUGGCUUCCAAAAAGAUUCGUAUGCACCAGACUUCGGCUAAAGAUAUUGUGGAAGGAAACCUGAAGUCUAUCAUGAGGCUGGUCCUUGCCUUGGCAGCUCAUUUCAAACCUGGCUCUAGCAGGAUGGUGAACCAAGGACGGGACUCCCGAGCUCCUCUGCAGAGUCACCAACCACACUGUGCCACAGCUGUUGCCCAGGGAGCAGCUGCUGCUCUGGCAGAUGUGUGUCAUGACAUGUCCCGAUCAGGACGGGAUGUCUUUCGAUACAGACAGAGGAACAGCAGCAUGGAUGAGGAGAUUGAGAAUCCAUACUGGAGCGUGCGGGCCCUGGUGCAGCAGUAUGAAGGACAACAAAGGUCUCCAUCUGAAUCCAGCUGCUCCAGCCUGACUUCACCCAGUCCAAUCCACAGUGCAAAGAGCGAAUCCAUUAUAACCCAGUCAGAAGAGAAGGCGGAUUUUGUUAUUAUUCCCUCUGAAGGAAUAGAGAACAGAACAGAGGAGGCAGAUUCUCCACUAUCUCGAGACUGGCGGCCAGGGAGUCCUGGAACCUAUCUGGAGACCUCAUGGGAAGAACAGCUGUUGGAACAGCAAGAACAUUUAGAAAGAGAAAUGGAGGAAGCAAAGAAAAUGAUAUCAGGACUCCAGGCCUUACUGCUCAAUGGAUCCUUACCUGAAGAUGAACAGGAGAGGCCCUUGGCCUUAUGUGAACCAGGAGUCAAUCCUGAAGAACAACUGAUUAUAAUCCAAAGUCGUCUGGAUCAGAGUAUGGAGGAAAAUCAGGACCUAAAGAAGGAGCUGCUAAAAUGUAAACAAGAAGCCAGAAACUUACAGGGGAUAAAGGAUGCCUUGCAGCAGAGAUUGACUCAGCAGGACACAUCUGUCCUUCAGCUCAAACAAGAACUACUGAGGGCAAAUAUGGACAAAGACGAGCUGAUCAACCAGAAUGUGGAUCUGCAGAGGAAGCUAGAUGAGAGGAACCGGCUCUUGGGAGAAUAUAAAAAAGAGCUAGGGCAGAAGGAUCGCCUCCUUCAGCAGCACCAGGCCAAGUUAGAAGAAGCACUCCGGAAACUCUCCGAUGCCAGUUACCACCAGGUGGAUCUGGAGUGGGAGCUAGAACACAAAGAUGUCCUUCUGGCUCACUGCAUGAAAAGAGAGGCAGAUGAGGUAACCAACUACAGCAGUCACAACUCUCAAAGCAAUGGCUUUCUUCUUCCAGCAGUGGGAAAAGGAGCUGCUUCCAUCAUGCACAGAGGGACCAGUGACCUGCAGCUUGUUCGAGAUGCUCUCCGCAGCCUACGCAACAGUUUCAGUGGCCACGACCCUCAGCACCAUACCAUUGACAGCUUGGAACAGGGCAUCUCCAGCCUCAUGGAGCGCCUGCAUGUCAUGGAGACACAGAAGAAACAAGAAAGAAAGGUUCGGGUCAAGUCACCCAGAACUCAAGCUCGUAGUGAAUACCAGCAGUCCUGGCCCCCUAAUUCGAAGUUGCCUCACUCACAGAGCUCUCCAACUGUCAGCAGCACCUGCACUAAAGUGCUCUAUUUCACUGACCGGUCACUUACGCCCUUCAUGGUCAACAUACCAAAGAGGUUGGGGGAGGUGACACUGAAGGAUUUUAAAGCAGCUAUUGAUCGGGAAGGGAAUCACCGGUAUCACUUCAAAGCGCUGGAUCCCGAGUUUGGCACUGUCAAAGAAGAGGUUUUCCACGAUGAUGAUGCAAUUCCUGGAUGGGAAGGGAAAAUUGUAGCCUGGGUGGAAGAAGACCAUGGAGAGAAUUAAUACCGAGUAUUAGAUUGGGGGCUUGUGGAACCUGGUCAUUCCCUGGCUGCUUCACUCAGGAAAGGGGACAAAACCAGAAUACACUAAGAAGUUUCUAGUUUGUGCUGCCAAAACAGAAGCUUCUCCAAGUGUGAUGGCCACAGGCCAGUCCUGUUUCUGUGCCUGGCAUAUCUGGUACUUAAAAUCUCUGUCCAAACGUAGACCAUGGGUUCAUCUGGAGUUCCUUGUCCGUGGGAACGCAGUGUUUCAUUCUGCUCUGAGGACAACAAACCGAAGGCCUUAACCAAUGGGGAUGAAUGAUCCCGCUCCUAUGGGGGCAUGGCUGCUAUUAUCUGGAAAACUAGGAAUUGGAUGCAUCACUCCUGUGUGUUACAGUAUUAUUUUAAUUGGCCUCAAUGGUUGCAGAAAUCAGAGUCCCAGCAUUUGUACUCACAAGACAAGGCAAAGGUACCAGCUUUUCUGUUUCAUUGCAGCUUUGCAAACCAAGAAUAACUCAUGAAGUGGUACCAAAGAUGAAAAUCCCAUUCUUCAGUAAUCUUUUGAACUGGCCAUGGAUGGUGCUGAAUUGUUGAUUGGAUGGAAAAAGGGCUGCCCGUAUCGUGCUAUCUUGUGCUAAAAACUAAGACAGACCUUGGGCUGCUUCUUCUGUCUUAACUGGUUCUGGAGCUUGUCCUUGAGCCCACAUAGGGCCUAUUUCUUGUACUGCUAGUUUCCUCUGGGGACUCUUUAACUUUAGAGCCAUUUCUUUUUCCUCAAACUGAUGAACUUUGUUUUGAAAGGAAUGAGGAGUAAAAGGCUCCUUAAAAAUCCAGGCGGGUAUGGAAAGGUGCUGCUACCCAUAUCUUCUUGACUUUGUGUCAUGACUUCCUUUAACUCAUGGCAUCUCCUUUGCAUUUAAAAGGAGACAGACCACUAAUUUCAGUAUUUCUUUAUGAUUUAUAAAUACUGAGCAUGAAUUACUGGUCUGCCCCUCCUCAUUUUGAGGCCAGAGUUAUUUUCUAUUUAUAUAUUUAGUCUAGGCUGAUCCUUAUGGGCACAGUAGAAACCAUGGGGCAUGAAGCAUGAGUGGUGCAUGGCAGAGAUGAUUCUGAGUGGAAAACAAAAAACACCCUAGAAUCAUUUCUCAUGUGCAACAAUGUCAAGUGUAGAGGCUAAGCGUUCAACUUCCAGAGAUUACUUAAUAACCUGGGUUUUCUCAUUCAUCCACCAAGCACCAUCAACCAACCAGCCAUUAUUAUUUAUAUAUAUAUUCCCAAAAGCGGUUUGCCUGUUACCUCCAAUGUACACUGCCAAACAUAAGAUUAGGACAGGUCCUCUGGGUUCUUGACCUGUCUGUCUCCAAUCCAUCUCCCCUUUUUCCCCUUUUCAGCCAUUUCAAUAGACUACUCUUUGGCGCUUGGAGAUAACAUCUUAUUGUUUUAUAUAGUGUCUUUUAAAAAUAGUUCAUGUUUGGAGAAUUCUUUUGUACUCAUUUGCUUUUUGUCUGAGAACCAUGUCUAUUUUUAUAACUGAGUGUGGGUUCUGUAUAUUCUCACAUUCUGUAUACUGUAUCCAUUUUCUAGAGAACCCAGUAGCUUUUAUACAGUCUCUUCUUACCACCCCUGUGGUUUCAGAACAAGCUUUAUUUUAUUACAAGUAUACUAAUGGCAACUAAUUCCUGUUCCAAUUCUACCUGCUAUUUUAGUUGUGGAGGUAGUUUUAUGUAAUCCAGUUGAUUGCUCCUCUAGCAGACAGAAGGAGCUCAAAGACACUUGACGCUUUUUGUGUAAGUUUACCUGGUCUUCUCCCAUUGAAGAGUGAUUUUUCAUUAGAAUGACUGGGAAAGUUGGGAAAAGUCAGCCAAAAGCAAGAAUAAUUCAUUAUGAAAGCAAACAUAAGAAAACAGUAUAUUCUCACAGUUUUUUUCCAGGAAAUCUGGAGAAAAAGUCCUCAUGUCACCAGUUUCUCUGUUGCAUGAAUUUUAGUGUUUUGCUAUAAGUCAGCAUGAGGGCUAACAGGCCAAAAUUCGUUACUGUAUUUCCAGUACAAUUUAUCUUGAAUGUCUCUUAAAUCAGUUCUUCUUGUCAGUUUUCUUUCAGCAAACAGUUUUGCCAUUAUGUGGAAUUUAACUUUUCAGAGAAAAUUAAAUCAGAAAAUUUUCAGAGUCCUCUA